CUCAUGUUAAUGAGAUCGUUACUCUAUAGUUGUAUGUGUGUGUGUGUGAAAACCAAGAACACAAAACCCAGAUUUAACUUAUUCCAUAUUAUGUUGUACGGCAUCCUGGGGUCAUUGCGAGGAAUUCCCCAUCAUUAGGAAAAUCGCGCUUGCUACUGGUUCAGAUAAAAACGAAUUCAAGUAGAACCGUCAGUCAGUUCCCAGCGUUGUUUCGAAAUUCGUAGGAGAGGUUGUAACAUCGCGGUAUCAACUUGCCACUAGCCAGCGGAUCGUUAGUUGAUCAACGCGUUCAGUUCGAUAAGUUUAUCAGUAAUGGAGAAGAAACUGUUAUUCUGCGCUAUGUUGGUAUCUUGGGUCUACGCCCAAAGGCCUUCCUAUGCUGGGACCAGCGUUAAAGGGGUCCCGGAAUUAGCUAGCCGGUUCAAGGACCCUGCAGAUGUCAAUGUCGUUAACAGAGUCGGCGUUGACGAUGUAAAUGCAGUAACUGAACCCAUCCCGGUAGACGCCAGAGGGGACGUCAAGCUAGUCCAAAGGGUAAACACAUGGCCAAAGGAGAACAGACCUUUCUGGGUGCUCAACGCUGACCAGAUCGAAAGGCACAGGAACACCAGACCUGGAUGGGGACUUCAACAGCAACAAGCUACGGGAAACAACUUGGAAGUUAACCAAGAGCAAAGAGGCACAUUUGUACCAGAUCAACGUAGAGAAGCAACGUUAGAGACUGACCAAACCGAAGCAGACUCUAACCAACAACAGAGACGUAUUCAACCGGACCAAAUCUCGAGCAGAAGCGGAGCCAGUUCGAGAAACUUGGGGGCGGGAUAUGGCAGAAGGGACAGAGCACUGUUCACUCCCGAGGAAGUACUGUGGGAUGCUAGAGAGUCCAGGCUCAGAAACAGGAAUUAUUAGAAGAUAUGGUAUGAUGGAGCUUGAAACGAAACCAAAGCCUUGAAGUUUAGUAUAUCGAAGCUAUCGUUUUUGAGAUAGACUGAAUACAGAAUAUUGUUAGCUGUACAAUAAUAAGUGAACUUUUGUAUAUUUUAUAUGAACUUUUAUUAAAGAAUAUUUUUUAGAUUAUA
Molecule: messenger RNA, 1079 nt
Organism: Acanthoscelides obtectus
Lineage: Eukaryota; Metazoa; Arthropoda; Insecta; Coleoptera; Chrysomelidae
Source: the annotation of a GenBank genome assembly